Molecule: messenger RNA, 1692 nt
Organism: Pollicipes pollicipes
Lineage: Eukaryota; Metazoa; Arthropoda; Thecostraca; Pollicipedomorpha; Pollicipedidae
Exons: 3
Coding region: 541-1692 (383 amino acids)
Molecular function (GO): protein binding
Source: RefSeq, a predicted model, not a curated record
GCGGCCGGCGGCGUCAGGAAGCAGGGGGAGGCCCGCGCAGGAGCUGGCCAGGACAGCCGCAGCACGACGGGCCUCGCCCAGACCGGGGACAAUGAUGGCGCGCCGUCGGGCGAGGGGUUUCUGCCGGACUUGGUACCCUGUGCGGUCCGCAAGAAAGCCAGGCCUCACCCCACGGCUGCUGAGCCCGGCUUGACGCGCACAGGGGGCAGCACGUGUCCCCCACCCGAGCCCGAAGAAGCAGAUAACAACGCCUGUGCGGAGCCCAAGCCUAGUGGAGCAAAUAGAGGCGGCAGCAUAUGUCCCCCGGCCGAGCCGAGCCGGCCGUCCACAGAACACCAUACGUGCCCGCCGCCCGAGCCGAGCGGGGCGUUAACAGCUGGCAGCACCUGUUCUCCGGCUGACCCCGGCUGGGCGCCGGCAGGUGGCAGCAGCUGUGUGGCGACCGAGCGAUGGCGCCAGAUCUUUGGCGCGGGAGUUGAACCGCCGUCCCCGGCGCCGGCGCCAGCGCCGGCCAACACCAGUGAGAGCGACUAUGUGCUGAUGCUCCCCAAGGCGGCACCCGAUAGCCCCGAAUACGCAAACAUCGACAGCUGCGCCUCUUCGUGCGGCGAGAGCGAUCUCAGUGCCCCUAGCGGCGCCAAGCUGAACCACGCCGCGCUUCACGUUGCCGGAGAGCUGCAUACACCAGCUGUCGUCGGAAAGCGCUCGACGUGCUCCGCCAGCAGACGACCGAUCGGCAGGGGCGUGAAAAUGAGAACUGACGCACUGAAGAGUGCUAAAAUGCCUGCCGCCAAAGCCGUGGCCAAGCGAGAGAACGCUUCCAGUCAGAGUAAGCGGUCCAGUGGGCACGCAGAUGGUGAUAGCCAAGUUCAUCAGGGGGCGCUGGAGGCCGACAAGGAGAACGUCCCACACGUUUCUCGAUCCCGGAGGAAAAAGCUUCCAUCGCCUCCGGUUUUCGGGUACGACAUCGACGACAUUAACAACUUCCUCUCGCAGGCGACGGCGCGCACGCCAGCCAACAUCCCGAUGGUGGUGACGAGUCGGACCGAGCUGUACGUGCUGACACCGGCGGCCACGCCCGAGGAGCCCACCGUGCCUAUCCACUUAGGUCUCGUUGUAAACGCGCUUUUCAAGCACCGCCAGUGGCUAUACGUGCAGACACCGCACAGCCAGGAGGGCUACCUGGCCUACAGCGCGUGCACGCCUCUGGGUGUCAUCCCGCGCGGCUCAGCCGCCUGGGAGGUUGCCGGGGACUUGUACCUGUCGCGCCCCCUGGCGGCCGGAGCCCGCAGCCCGCCGCCGCCGGACGGCGACCGGCACGCGCUCGACGUCCGCGUCAAUAAGACCGACUCGGAGAAGCUGUACGAGAACGUGACGAGCGACGGCCGCGCACUCGGGCUGCUAGUGGAACUGCACCUGCGCCGGGAGCGAGCGCGCGGCCGCCAGGGGGCGCGCAGCCACUCGACGGGGCGGGAGCCGGGCCGCCGCCGCAGCCCACCGCGUCGCGACCACAACAACAAGGCGGUGAUCUGGGACGGCUUCGUGAGCUGCGGACGGAACACGCUGACGGUGAAGCGCGGCGACAUUGUGAUACUGCUGAACACGUCCGUCGGCGAUUGGUUCUGGGUGAAGGACGUGCUCGGCCGCGAGGGCUACAUCCCGUCCGUUUGCGUGGGCUCCGGACUAAAGUAG